Molecule: messenger RNA, 5044 nt
Organism: Apis dorsata (giant honeybee)
Lineage: Eukaryota; Metazoa; Arthropoda; Insecta; Hymenoptera; Apidae
Gene: Teh1
Exons: 4
Coding region: 2887-3660 (257 amino acids)
Biological process (GO): regulation of sodium ion transport
Molecular function (GO): sodium channel regulator activity
Source: RefSeq, a predicted model, not a curated record
CUUAUUCAAGCAUAACAAUAAAUAAAGUGAGACUUUAUAUCCAUCACAUCUCACCAUCUCAUUCUAUCUUCAUUUUCUUUCGUCCAACGCAAACUUCAUAAUAUUAUUCACAACAAACAAGUGUCAAUCGACAUUUUGAGGUCUCUAAAAUCAAUCAUCCGAAGAUGUCUCCCAAAUAUAUUAAUAUCUUCUAUACAUUAAAAACCAUCUGAUCCCCAUCGUAUCGAAACCAAUCAACCGACUAAAUCUCGCGCAUAAGAAAUUCGAUCAAAACAAUCUUUCAUCCAAUUCAUCGAUCCUCCUCGAUUCCAUCAAAAGCGAAAAGAAGUCUAGUGAAAGGAACGGAUGAAAAAAUUGGUUUAAUUAUGGGUCGCAAUUAAAGGACGAUAACGGAGAAGGAGAAGGAGAGAAUUGCGAGCACGGCGCGAAGACGAACAAAAAGGGAGCAAGGCAGGAGCGUAAACAAGGGGAAUGCAACGUGGGGGUGGUGGCCGCGGGGGUGAGAUAGAAUACGCGCUCAUGCGCGCCUGGAACCCCGCCCUGUCGCUUCGGACGAAAGCUUGUCCCGUCGAGGACUCUCGUUCGAGUUUCGACGAGUAGUCACGCUUUAACUCGCGAUCCGCGAGGCGGAUGCUACCCCGGAACGCGAGUCGCAGGUGCAGGUGUGACCGAUGUAACACGAGCAUUAAAAUCCACUCCGAUCCUAGCUCCUGCACCCUGUGCCGGAUAUCCGUCGCGUGACCCUGCCGAAGACGUGGUUUCGAAACCGGUGACGAGGGAGCCAGGAGGCAGGUGCAGGUGUCAGGGUGUCGUCGUACGUUAGGUGUCUUUGUGUUUCAUUUUGCUUUUCCCUGGAAUUCGUCUUGCCACGUUUCGAUACGCGAUUCAUCCGAUUGGUUAGAUAGAGAUCGGCCCCUUUGGACACUUGUGGAUCGAAGCUCGCGUAGAAGUAACACGGUGACAGGUGUAUUUUGACCACGGUGGUAGGUGGAAGGUGUCGAGGAUUUCUCGAUCAGAAGAGAUAUCGCUGCUUUGGAUACGCGGCUUCGAUCGUUCGGAUUGACUUAGGUAAACAACGGUGUGGCACCGAUCAACUCGGAGAUUUCUAGGUCAACAAGCAGCGGCCAGAGGCAACCAGUUGCGGGUGUUAUCGUUCUUGUAACCCAAGCCAGCGGGAGACUGUGCUCUUUGUCGCGUGAAAGAAAAGAGAGGAGUUCGUCCAUCAUUGGCGAUAAUCUAAUAGAGGCUAAUAAGAGUUCUCGGAUAUCCUGGAGGAUUUAUACGAGAAGAGUCGAGAGGAAAGAGCGAAGGAAACAACUAGAAAAAGAUCUGUCGUUCGUUAGAAAGAAAGAUCAUCGGAUUUCUUUGAUUACGGUUACGGUUAUCGACGAGAAGGAACAGGAGCAAGAAAAUUUCGAUCAAUUCUGAACAACCGACUCGAUGUUCUGAGCGGGUCUCCUGUUGAUUAUACGCGCUAAUGGAUAGUAAUCGAUCUAUCAUCGACUUUCGUUAGUUGGAUAGAUGUUGCCGAGAUUGUUAUGUCUGUUCUCUCGAUUGCUGAAUAAGACAAAGGGACGAACGAAGGUGGAAAACGGAAGAAAAAAAGAAACGUAUUAUCAGAGAGGGAACUGAAAUUAAUUGGAUUACAGAAAUGAUUAGUUAACCGAAUUAUAUCGUGUUUCUAUAUAUUCUUAUCGAUAUUUGUUAAUCGAAGAGAACGAUGAAUUAAUAUUAAGGCCUAAUUAAGAAUUUAAGUUCGAUAACGAUCCUCUCAAGUGUCGUCGAUUACGAGAUAGAGAUUCGGUGAUAAUUCGUUGAGAAGAAAGUGGUUCGUAGAUGUACUUAGCGCAAAGAUAACGGCCUUGAAACUUUUCCACGCGGAUCGGAAGACCAAGCCGAGCGAGCUAGGCAAGAUGCUCUAUGCCCGACAGCGUGACUACAGCUAAAAGGUCGUGAUCGAUCGACUUACUUCGAUGGCCUAAAAGAACUUUAAACGUGCAAGGUCAUUAUGCAUAGCGAUAAAACGGGAACGUUAUAAGGCACAGACAAAUUGGUCGGUUCGUUUGACUGCUAAAACCGGCACUGACCGUGUCACUUGAAAUAACGAACAGCAAACAAACUUUCAAAUCCAUUCCACGAUCUCUGAAAGAGAAUUCAUUAAAGACAGGACACUGCACUGUAACAGAUCAGAUGAUGCGAUAGCAAAAUAUCCGACCAUUUGCAAAAUGUCGUGUCAAGGAUAUUCGAAUGAUCAGGAACAUAUUGCCAUUAGCGAAAUGUGCCGCGUUGAUAGCGAGAUCUCUCUCGAGUUUUCACAGAAUUUCCAUGAGACUUCAAAGGCACCGUCGUGUUUGGCGGAGCAACGAUAACGGAGGACCGUUUUGCCGAGGUCCAGAGGUCUAUUUCGUUUCGAGAGUCUAAAGCAACAACCAAUCGGACUGAUACGAUCAACGAAAAACCGUAGAAACGUAUCGUUCACUUCCACAUGGUCCUAAGCAGUGUGCAUUCUAAAACCGCAUCCGCUCAACGAAAAGUGGAGGUCCUCCUCCUAUUAAAAAGGAGCCUUUUUAAUACGUUCACCGAAAAAACACCGCAAAACUCCGUGUUCAUCGAAUGACGCAGCUCGCUAAAUGAGAUUACCGAAGCAAACUGUGCUUCGAUCGAACGGUCCAAAGAUCUACUACUUGCUCUCCAUGCGAGAGGUGGCUCGAAUUGCGGCCUCGCGAUCGAGCCUACCCCUGACCCCUCUGUAGCCAAGAGACAAAAGCUGCCGUGGCCGACGCUCGAUGAGUCCUAGUGAAGAUAAGGAUCCUCGAGAACCCUCGAUCGUUUCCCUGGAACGGCUGAAGAAGCUCCGGUUGGCACCUAUUUGAGAGCGGUCGGGUGAUGCGCGGGAGCAGCUCUGAGCUCCUGCUGGAGGCGAGCUGCGUCCAGUGUCAGAGCGAUCAUCACGCCGACCAGCACACCAGCACUAGGCAUCACCAGCAACAUCAGGUGAACGAGAAACACGACUUCCAGGAGCAGGAGCUACGUCGUCGCAAGCUGUUGGAGCUCGGGUUCGGCGCUUCGCGGCGCCGACCGUUCAAUUGUACUUGGAGUUCUUGCCGCGAGGGUUGUACAAGCGACGUUUACAGAUGUACGCAUAUAUACGUCACCUACACGCCAUGGAGCAACGCGAGCAUGAAAAACGACACCGGGGGUAGAGGCAACUCGACCGGCAUCGCGCACACCUCGACCACUUCCGUGCCGACUCCCGGCGAUGUGGAGGCGGUGCUCCUGGUGAACAUCAAAGGGUGCGGCUAUCCGCCGAUCGUCGACUGCGAGAACUUCACCCGCGAAAUGGGCUACGAAGGCGCGAAAUUCCCCUGCCAUUACAGCCGUGUGAACGGCAGCAUAGUGAUGGCGAACUAUAACCGCGAGGCGCAGGUCACCACCAUCAUACACUUCUUCGCGGCGCCUUUCGUAGUGACUCUCGCGACCAGCGUCGCUCUGUGUGUGAUGCACUGUGACUGCAGGUGCAGCCCACCCCCACGCCAUUCAUCGCGAGGAAUCAGAAGAGGCAGGGGCAACGAUCUCAGCGAUCACUCGAUAAGCAAUCGCGUGGAUCGACGGGGUCACCCAACGCACUGUGAGUGCGGCGAAGUGACAAGACCCUUAUGACGACGCGAGGAAACGGCCGAGAGUGCCCUGGCCACGUCGCAAUCUGACUUUUAGGCCUUGUCCCACUCACUUCCACACGUUCCGCCCUCGGCCGUUUCAACCCUCUUGAAAAUCCUCCCUUUCCAUCUAUCCAACUCGCCAUCCUUCCAUCUAUCGCACCUUGUAUGUAACACACCUGAUCCUAUCCUUCCACUAGCAUCCCUCACGACCUAUAUAUACACGUAUACAUGUACAAAACGACACCGUGCAAGCACCGUGCAAGGAACGGAGCGAGCCAACAGGUAUAGAGAGAGAGAAAAAGGAAACGAUCUCUCGAAGAUGGAAUUUUUAUUUUUAGUAUUUUUAGUAUAGAAGGUUAAUUUGUGCUAGAGCACACGAUUCUGAGAUAGUAAUUUGAGGUGAUGGUGAUAAUAAUUAGACAUAAAUUGAACUGAAGGAAGAGGAGUUUUGUAAAAUGUGCACUCGAUGAAGAUUAAUUUUUAAUUCUUUAAUUUUAUUGGUUUUCUUUGUUUGAUUUAUUCUUGUAUAAAUAGUUUUUAUGCGGAUUUAAUUUACUGUUUAUUAUUUUGAGAAUUAUUAGACUUCAAUUUUCUUUUUAAUUUUAAAAGUAGUUUUAGGAAGUACGUUGUUAAUGAUGAUAGAAGUAUUUGUAAGUAAAAGAGGGAAUUUGAUUUUGUGAGAAUGAUAAUGAUUAAAGAUAGAAUAGAGUUCGUCAGUCUCAUCUCAGGAACAAUAUAAAAUAGCUUGAAGGAGUCCUAAAGUGUCUUACUUAAUUUUUACUAAAGGAGAAAUGUUCCUCCUUCACUUCGGAUUUGAACUCAAAAGAAGGAUUGUAUACUGUUCAAAUGGAAUGAAAGAGAAUCGUGGAAUGGUUUUUAGAUACAUUAGUAAUUAAAUAAAGUUCAAAUAGAUUUAUAAUAUAAAUAAAUUAUUGAAUUCUUGUUUGUAAUUUUUCAAUAAUUUACAACAAUUAGCAAUUGAAAAGAAAAAAUUAUAUAAUAGAAAAUUUAUCCACUAUAUAGAAUGCCUUCUAUAGAUUUCCUGUUAUUAUUUUAUCUCUAUUUUUAGAUAUGAUAUAUUAGAAUAUAUAUCGAUGUCCAAUCUUCCUUCAAUUUCUCCCUCUAAUGCAGAGCUAAAAAAGACAAUAAAGAAAACGUACAGAAAUUUCUGCAUAAUACUACAUCACCUCAAUAAGUAUUAAAUCAAAGCUCGAAAAUAUUGAAUAGUCUAGGAUAAAAAAUAAAUUUCUAUUUUAGAUAGUUUUCAUUAAAAAAAUAUUUAUUUCGAGUGCCAUUUUACAAGUAUCCCAUUUUUUGGAUCUUUUGUCGUAUAAAAUUGUAGUGUUGUUGCAAAAAAGAAUAUAAUUUUUUAUUAUUAAUUUUAA